UACUUCCCCAAUACUUUGGAAAAUCCAUCACGUAACCUUAUCUCCUCUUUCUUAACCUUCUUCGAUAUUUCCUCUCGCUACACCUCUCUCUCUCUCUCUCGGCUGUACAUCGGUUUUAGGAUCCCCUCUCCCUACUUUUCUUAUCUUUUCAAUAACUGUGUCCCGGCUUGUUCCGUAAAGUGGAAUCCAAAUGAGUAAAGAAGAGUUCUUGAAGAUCCAGACUUGGGUUCUAAAAGUGUACAUACACUGUGAUGGCUGUGACCGGGACGUGAAGAAAACCUUGGGGAAAAUUGCUGGCGUUCUCACCGUCAAAGUAGAUAAAGAACAGAACAAAGUGACCGUUUCCGGGACGGCAGCCCCACCUCUACUCAUCAAGAAGCUCAAAAAAAUUGGGCAAACAUGCAGAGCUUUUGAAUGCUCAGAAGUCCCACAAGGGCAACCCUGACCCCCCGAUCAAGGACAUAUUUAUUGACGAUGGCAAAGGUGGCAACAAGGACUGAAAGGAGGGCGGCAACCGUGGCGGACCUUUAUAUUUAAUGGCUCCGUAAUGCCUUUUAGCAGUUAUCCCUCCUUCCUUUCAAUCUGAUCUCAGUUUGUAGGAAGUGGGUACGUGAGAAAUUGCAGAACGCUGGGAGAGAGUUUCCUAGUCCUCGUUAAAUGCUAUUUUGCUGAGACAUGGAGCAUGAUAUGUAAUGCUAUUUUGCUUCUAUUAUGUGAUAUUCUUUAC
Molecule: messenger RNA, 727 nt
Organism: Eucalyptus grandis
Lineage: Eukaryota; Viridiplantae; Streptophyta; Magnoliopsida; Myrtales; Myrtaceae
Product: heavy metal-associated isoprenylated plant protein 32
Exons: 3
Coding region: 191-445 (84 amino acids)
Molecular function (GO): metal ion binding
Source: RefSeq, a predicted model, not a curated record